This is a messenger RNA of Aspergillus glaucus CBS 516.65, 534 nucleotides long. Its product is annotated as CsbD family protein. The transcript has 2 exons. Bases 1 to 534 code for a protein of 177 amino acids. The record is from RefSeq and is a predicted model, not a curated record. Lineage: Eukaryota; Fungi; Ascomycota; Eurotiomycetes; Eurotiales; Aspergillaceae.
AUGGCCGACAACAACUCUUCCACCCUCAAGUCUUACGUCGACUCUGCCACCGGCCUCGCCCAGCGCGCCGUUGGUACCGUCACCGGUAGCUCUUCUACUCAAGCUGAGGGCCAAACCACUCAAGACCAGUCCGAGUCCGAACACGCCGCCAGCCACGACACCGCCAAACUCGGCCACGUAACCGCCGACCCCCAAACCGGCGCCACAGCACAGGACAACUCCACCCGCAACACAGGCUCCUGGGAUCAAACCGUCGGUUCCGCUAAGGAGUCCGUCGGUAACUUUAUCGGCAACGAGAAUAUCCGCCGACAGGGCGUCGAACAGAAUGCUGCUGGUAAAGAGGCUGAGGCGAAGGGUCAGUUGAAGGAUCUUGGUGAGGGGGUGAGUGAUCGCGCGCAGGGGAAGUUGGGUGGUAUUGGGGCUGCUGUUGUGGGGGAUCGGGAGGAGGAGGAGAAGUGGAGGCAGGUUCAUAAUGAGGGGAAAGUUAGGCAGAGGGGGGCGGAGGAGGAUAUUGAUAAGAAGGGGGGUGCUUAG